Molecule: messenger RNA, 1843 nt
Organism: Gasterosteus aculeatus aculeatus (three-spined stickleback)
Lineage: Eukaryota; Metazoa; Chordata; Actinopteri; Perciformes; Gasterosteidae
Gene: tmem65
Product: transmembrane protein 65
Biological process (GO): cardiac ventricle development; regulation of cardiac conduction
Cellular component (GO): mitochondrion
Source: RefSeq, a predicted model, not a curated record
GGAAGCCAAGCUGUUCCCAUUCCGGCCGACUUAACGUCGCCGAGUUGCGGGUUCGGGCUUCACCUCGAACUUCCCGUGCCGGACUCUCCGACGACCAUGCGACGUUCGGGCCGGCGGACAGAGGACGCGACGGUCACCGGAGACGCAGCGGCCGCGCGAGGACGUCGCUCCCCCCCGCGGGGAAUCCAGCGCUAGCGAGGCACAACUUCUGCGGCCGCGGCGGGUCAGGCAGGGAGGAAGAGAACCGCGUCGGUUUAUUUUCGGAGUGGGUGGGUUCUUUCAAUUCCGCCCACGAUGCUCCCGCUUUGCCGGCGGGCGGCGGUGCUCGGAGCGGUCGGACGGGCUGCGGUGACGCGACACGCGCCGGGCCGCCGGUUGGGAACCCACGCGAGGAACGAGCCGAGGGAGCCGGUCGACUCCCCGAGGAGAGCCAGAGACUUCAUCUACCGCCUGCAGCCCACGGAGCGCGCCUGCCUCCUGCGCGAGCUGCAGGGGUUCGAGUCCAUGGCCAUCGUCCAAGAGAACCUGGAGCCGUCGGCGCCGACAGCAGAGCAGAUCCGAUAUGUCCUGUUCCACAACGCCGUCCCCUUCGUGGGAUUCGGCUUCCUGGACAACGCCAUCAUGAUCGCAGCGGGCACACAGAUCGAGAUGUCCAUCGGCGUCACCCUGGGGAUCUCCACCAUGGCCGCCGCGGCGUUUGGGAACCUGGUGUCCGACUUGGCCGGUCUCGGUCUUGCAGGCUACGUGGAGGCUCUGGCCUCGAAGCUGGGGAUGCAGGGUCCAGACCUGACCCCCAAACAGGUGGACAUGUGGCAGACCCGAGUCAGCUCCCACAUGGGCAAAGCCAUCGGCGUCUCCAUCGGCUGCAUCCUGGGCAUGUUCCCUCUGUUUUUCCUGGAUGACGAGAAGGAAAAGAAGGAGAAAGAAGCACCGCCCUGCUCCACCGCGGCCUCCUCCUAACGGGUCACAUGACUUGUGGUUCCCCUUCUGUCUGCAGUGUGUCGCUCCCCUUGGAUUCUGAUGGGGAGGGAUCAGCGACUCCUUUGUGUUUAUCUGCUUCUAGUCGUGUUGAUGGUGGAGGUGAGGAAGGUGGAGGUGAGGAAGGAGGCGGAGCAGCUGAGUGCAACACUACGAGCAUCUCACUACGUCUUCCAGCUGUUUUUAAUCUGCAGUGUAGGUCCAGGACCACGUGUCCGCUCUCCUUCUCACUCACCGGGGUUUUCUAUUGUUUUUGCAAUUAGGACACACGAUAUUAAAUACUAAUUUACUCACGAUUAAAUCUCCGCGGGAGGAGGCGGAGCCUGAACUCGUCGGCUCAACCCAAAAUCCUGAAUCGACUCAUCGUCUUUUCCUUCCCACUGAGGCUGAAGGUCAUUCCUGUAGACCACACUGGCUUGUGACUGGACGAGAGGACGGAGGUCUUCUUUCUGCAUCCAGGGAGACGCUCUUUAUUCAGACGUGUCUGGAGACUCAUUGGUUUUAGACUAUCAGCACAAAGUGAGUCUGCUUUGACACAAGUUAUGUUCUAAGAGACGAGUUCACAAUGAUGCAAAGGAACCUUAUGGAUUCAUAUCAGUUUAUUUGGAUAUUAAGUAGUGAAGCAGAAUAAAUCCACAUUGAUCUUUAUGUACAAACCUCUGAAGGUAGAAAAUGCCAAAACGUAAUAUUGUGAUAAGUGAUUUGUUGUAAUUGUUUUGCUCUUAUUUAACAGAUAUUGAGAUGAAAUGUUGAUAAUUAGAGAAUGUUUAGUAUUUAAGUUUGAUUAACUAUAAAACACGAUUGAAGAAGCGCUGACGUCUGAGGUGAAUAAGAAGCAACUAAUUAAGUAAUAAAUGAUGUGUUU